UGCCAUAAUAAUUUAGCCUCGAAAAAUGGUUGGAUUGUGAAGACUCCAGAGAAAUCGUUCGCUGUUUAUGCCGCAUCACCGAAGGAGAAAAAAGAAUGGAUGAUACAUAUAGAACGUUGUGUUGCUGAUUUAUUAGAAAAAGGUAAUAAGCGACCUGCAAAAGAACAUGCAGCUGUUUGGAUUCCGGAUGGUGAAGCGGCUCGUUGUAUGGCUUGUGGUCGCACGCAGUUUAAUCUCGUACAAAGGAGGCAUCAUUGCCGUGCCUGCGGACGCGUUAUUUGUGGAGCGUGCUCAACACAUUCCUAUCGUAUUGAUAGUUUAAACAAGAAACCAGUUCGUGUCUGUGACAUGUGCUUCACUCGUCUCACUGGUGUAACUGAGGAUAAAGCCUCCAGGCAAACAAAUGAUGUCCAAAGCAGUCGAGAGGCUCCUUCACCACCUCCGAGACCGAGUGCGAUCGAAUUGGACUAUGAUGGCGAAUCAUCUUCGGGAACGGAUGAGGAAACGGGUAGAGAUGAGCACCCUGUAAGACCUGGCUCGCCGACGUUCUAUCGUGAAGAAGUUGGCCAGUAG
Molecule: messenger RNA, 573 nt
Organism: Cooperia oncophora
Lineage: Eukaryota; Metazoa; Nematoda; Chromadorea; Rhabditida; Trichostrongylidae
Source: the annotation of a GenBank genome assembly